AUGGCAGACAGGAAUCACAGUGUGGUAACUGAGUUUAUCUUGUCGGGAUUCACAGACAACCUGAUUGCAAGUCUCUUCCUGGUGUUUCUGCUGAUCUACCUGUUAACUCUAGUGGGAAAUCUGGGGAUGGUUGUGCUCAUCUGGAUGGACUCCAGGCUGCACACCCCCAUGUACUUCUUCAUCAGCAGCCUUUCCUUCUUAGACGUCAGCUAUUCCACCAUCAUUAUACCUAGCACGCUCAUGACCUUGGUGGCUGAGAGAAAAGUCGUAUCCUACACAGCGUGCACAGCUCAGCUCUUCCUGUUCUGCAUUGCAGUGACAGGAGAGUGCUAUCUUCUGGCUGUGAUGGCAUGUGACCGGUUUAUAGCCAUCUGCAACCCCUUGCUCUACCCUGUCAUAAUGUCCAAGAGGUUUUGCAUGCUCCUCGUGUGUGGUGCCUACUUCAUGAGCAGCUUGAAUGCAACCAUUCAGACAUUAUUUAUAUUCCACCUCUCUUUCUGCAGUUCCAACAUCAUCAAUAAUUUCUUCUGUGAUAUGCCUCCCAUCCUGAAGCUCUCCUGCUCUGACACUCACAUCACUGACCUCGUUCACUUCACUUGUUCUGCUGUGCUUGUCAUUUCAACCAUGCUCCUCAUUCUCAUCUCUUACAUCUGCAUUGGCAUUACCAUCCACAAGAUUAAAUCUCCCAAAGGCAGACACAAGGCCUUCUCCACCUGUGCAUCCCACCUGACUGCUGUCACCAUGUUCUAUGGGACAGGCUCCUUCAUGUACUUACGGCCCAGUUCAAAAUACUCCAUGGAGCAUGACAAGAUCAUCUCUGUGUUUUAUACUCUGACAAUUCCCAUGCUGAACCCUAUGAUUUAUAGCCUGAGGAACAAGGAAGUCAAAAAAGCCCUUCGAAGGACGCUAGCAAGACUAUAUUGCUCUCCCUGUGUACUACAGAGAUUCAGGAGUCCGAGAAGGACACGAAGAGGCUGA
Molecule: messenger RNA, 978 nt
Organism: Apaloderma vittatum (bar-tailed trogon)
Lineage: Eukaryota; Metazoa; Chordata; Aves; Trogoniformes; Trogonidae
Product: olfactory receptor 1020-like
Biological process (GO): sensory perception of smell; G protein-coupled receptor signaling pathway
Cellular component (GO): membrane
Molecular function (GO): G protein-coupled receptor activity; odorant binding; olfactory receptor activity
Source: RefSeq, a predicted model, not a curated record